AUGCAGACCGCGGUCCUUGAGCCCGCGAGUGCUGAAGUUGCCAACAAGGGAGACGCCAGCAGCACUGCGGAUGUCGCCGUGGACGUGGACCUGCUGUUGGAGCACCCCGAGGAGGCGCUGCUGCCAGCGCUGCGAAUGCUGCCUGGCGGGUGGGGGGCGGCGCAGCUGGCGGACAUCUCUGCAUGCCGCCUGUCAGGCGCCAUGACAAACCUGGUGUACCGAUGCGCCCUCGCGCCGCGCGGCGUGGAGGAGCGCGUCGUCCUCGCCCGCAUCCACGCCAACCGCGGCGCCGCCGCCGGCGACGACGCCGACGACGCGGAGGGCAACGCGGGCGGCCCCCAGCAAAACGGGGGUCCUGGCGAGCCCGGCUCGCCCGUCGCCAGCCGCCUGACGGCGGCCGAGGCGGAGGCGCUCAAUCAUGACGCCGCCCACUCCGGCGGCGACGGGAUCGACGACGGCGUGGGGGGGGACAUGAGCCUGUUCGACCGGCGGGAGGAGAUAGCUACAUUCAGCGCGGUGUCGUCGGCGGGGCUGGGGCCGCAGCUGCUGCUGCUGUUCCAGAACGGGCGGCUGGAGGAGUUCCUGGUCGA
Messenger RNA from Monoraphidium neglectum, 590 nucleotides. RefSeq lists its product as hypothetical. Gene Ontology annotation, biological process: phosphatidylcholine biosynthetic process; phosphatidylethanolamine biosynthetic process. The record is from RefSeq and is a predicted model, not a curated record. Gene Ontology annotation, molecular function: ethanolamine kinase activity; choline kinase activity. Lineage: Eukaryota; Viridiplantae; Chlorophyta; Chlorophyceae; Sphaeropleales; Selenastraceae. The annotation marks the transcript as partial. Gene Ontology annotation, cellular component: cytoplasm. The transcript is spliced from 2 exons.